CAUCAUUUAAGUCAGAUGUGGUCAGAUGCUUUCUGAAUAGAUAGUAUAUCAAGUAAAAUAGCGGUGAAUCCAAUUCGAUACAUAUGUAUUUAUCUUUUAACCCAAACUUCAAAAUAUUGCAUAUGUUAUUUCACCCUCAACAAUUAAAUAAUUUCCUAUAAUAACAAAUGUAAAUUUUUAUAUAAAAAUUAUGGAGUUUAUUUAAUUUAACAUUACACUCAGUUCUCAUGUAAAUACAAAACUAUUCAAGCACAGAACGUUAUAGCCGAGGCGAAAUUUGGUGUCAAUAAUAGAGAAAAAUGAAUCAGCUACCUAUGCAUGAUGCCUUGAAGUCAUUAGCAUGGCUAGAAGGUACAUGGAAAACUGAAUAUGUUGGGCAAGGUAAAUAUCCAACAAUUAAACCUUUUACUUAUCAUGAGGAGAUUGUAUUUGCAAGUAUUGGCCAGCCGAUGUUCAACUAUGUUGCUCAAAGUUGGCAUCCUGAGAAAAAGACACCGAUGCACCGUGAAACUGGUUUUUUAAAAGUGAUACCAGGAACAAAUAAAGUUUCUUUGCUCUUGGCACACAACUUUGGUUUAACCACCAUUGAAGAAGGUGAAAUAGGAGAUAAUGAAAUAGUGUUGAAGAGCUCGAGUAUUACUAGAUUAACCAUGGGAUGCAAGGAUCCUGCUGUGGUAAAGAUAUCUAGAAAAUUCAAAUUAAUUGGAGAGAAGCUCCAUCACACAGUUUAUAUGGCUACAACAACAACAACAAAAGAAACUGAACAUCUGCAAGCAGUAUACACCAAGCAGACUGCGAUAGUUUAAGCGGUUUUAAAGUAAUCUAAUAAUCAUUGUCUCAGAGGUAUUUUUAAUCAUAUUAUACAUGACUGUUCAAGCCAAACGCACCACCUAAAAUGAAUCUGCCCAUUUGCUUUAGUAGAAUCAUCGUAGUGGUAUCUUUGUAUUGAAUUAUAACCGUGUAUAAAAAACUGUAUACUAUAACAGUAGCUUUAAAUUAUACUAUAAUAUAUUAAAAACAACAAAUCAUUUAGUAGCAAUUAUA
Molecule: messenger RNA, 1044 nt
Organism: Cephus cinctus (wheat stem sawfly)
Lineage: Eukaryota; Metazoa; Arthropoda; Insecta; Hymenoptera; Cephidae
Product: THAP domain-containing protein 4
Exons: 3
Coding region: 300-806 (168 amino acids)
Source: RefSeq, a predicted model, not a curated record